AUGUUACAGCCUGUAGUAUAACAAUGGGCUCCUUGUAUAAGAAUGGUUUAGCUCCUUGUAUAGCAAUGAGCUAGUUCUUAGUGAAGAACGGUUCAGCUCCAAGUAAAAGAAUGAUUCAGCUCCUUGUUUAAGAAUGGGCUAGCUCUGGAGGAAAUAAUGCCGGGGGGAAGGAGGGGGCUUGUAGCUCCUCAAAAUACCUUCCUCGAUAACGUUAUCAGGAGAUCCUCCCAGCUACCUGACACAUCCUUUCUCAUCGCCAACGCUCAAAUCAUAGAUUUCCCGAUCGUUUAUGUCUCUGACGAGUUCUCACAUAUAUCAGGAUACAGGAAAGCUGAAAUAAUGCAGAAAUCCAUAAAAUGUGAUUUUAUGAUGGGUGCUCUCACAGACCAGGCUGCUGUGACGAAACUGAUGACAGCUUUUGAAGCUCAGGAAACCUCCUGCCACGAGAUCCUUUACUACAAGAAGAAUGCUGUGGGAAUCUGGCUGGAGGUUGAAAUAGUUCCUGUAAAAAAUGAAACGGACAGUGUUGUUCUUUUCUUGUGUACAUACAGGGAUAUCACAGCAUUCAAGGAACCGCUAGCUGAAGCAAACAUGUUUGCUGGACUAUCUAAGUUUGCUAAGAUAGCUUGGACCUUAACCAGCCAAUUGAGGUACAUCAGGUCCAAGAAUGCCGCAAACAGAGUUCAAGCAGUGGAUCCUAAACCUGCAGGAUCAAGAGAAGGAUUACAAAAGGGUAUAUCUGAAGUAGUACCUGGAUACAAGCAUGAACCACCACAAACUCCGCCCCAUAUUCUCCUCCACUACUGUAAUUUCAAGGUUAUGUGGGACUGGAUUAUACUUGCUCUCACGUUUUAUACUGUAAUCAUUGUACCUUAUAAUCUCGCCAUGAACAGGCUAAUAUCAAGCAGGAGUUCAGUCGACAUCAGUUCUGUCCGGAUGGUCGUGCUCGACUCUGUUGUCGACAUAAUCUUCUUCAUCGACAUCAUCUUCAACUUCCACACCUCCUUUGUGGGGAACAGCGGGGAGGUCGUCACAGAUCAGAAUAAGAUAAGAAGACACUACCUGAGAUCUGGAUUCUUGAUAGACGUGAUGGCUUGCCUCCCAUACGAUAUCCUAGAUUCAUUCAGUGCAUACACUUCUUCAUAUACAGACAUUCUUAGCAUUCUCAAGUUGAUGCGCCUGUUCCGUCUUGGAAGAGUAGCUCGAGCUCUUCAUAGGUUCCUGGAGUCAAGCUUUGCUCUUCUUCUUCUCAUGCUUUCUUUUUAUAUGAUCGUAGUUCAUUGGUUCGCUUGUGUUUGGUACAUAAUCGGCCACAGUGACCUGACUAAUGGUGUACUCUUCGGCUGGUUGUCAGCUUUAGGAAACAAAACUGGUCAACCAUUCAUAGCAGACUACUCUUCUAAUAGUACUGAAAUACCUAGAUAUCCUUCAAUAUCUGGUGGUCCCUCUAUAUUCUCUAUGUAUGUGACAGCUCUGUACUUCACGAUGACCUGCAUGACAUCUAUAGGAUUUGGAAAUGUUGCGGCAGAUACAGAUAAUGAAAAGGUUUUCUGCCUGUGUAUGAUGAUAGUCUCGAGUUUACUGUACGCCGCCAUAUUUGGUCAUGUGACUACAAUCAUACACAAUAUGACGCAGGCUACAGCCAAGUACCAUGAAAUGCUCGACGCCGUCAGAGAAUUCAUGACGCUUAAUGAGGUUCCUCAGAACUUGAUGGAACGGGUCACGGACUAUAUUGUCUCCAAAUGGACGAACACCAAGGGUGUCGAGCAGGAUAAGGUUCUGUCCAUCUGUCCCAAGGAUAUGAGAGCUGAUAUCUGUGUACAUCUAAACAGGAAAGUAUUCAAUGGACACCCUGCCUUUCGUCUGGCCAGUGAUGGAUGUUUAAGAUCCCUGGCUACUAACUUUAAAAUGACUCACUGCGCUCCUGGGGACUUCAUCAUUAGGAAGGGGGAAUCUAUUACUGAUCUUUGCUUUGUGGUUUGUGGGUCUUUAGAAGUUAUUCAGCAGGACGGAGAAAUACUGGCUUUCCUGGGACGCAAUGAUGUUUGUGGGGAUUCUCAUUGGAGGGAAUCAAAGCUAGGAAAAUCAGUUGUCCACGUGCGAGCUUUGACCUACUGUGACAUCCACACAAUACAAGUUGACCGGCUCAAGGAGGUUCUGGAGUUCUAUAAACCCUUCGCACACACAUUCUCAAGAAACCUCGCUCUUACAUUUGAUCUCUCCAAACGGGUCGUCUUUGCUAAGGUUGCAGAGAAGAGGCUCGAGCAGAUCUACGGUGAGGUUCAACAGUGGGAAAGACCCUUCACCCCCUCGCAGAUUGUGCUCCUUAAAAAAGUUGUGAACAAGUUUAAGUCAAAGGUCCGAGGAGAGGAGGAUGGAAGUGAGGUUCCCCUGCUCCCGGAGGGGGCUCGGACUCCAACCCUGCUCGCCCUCCCACCCUCCAGCUCCGCACUAAGCCCUGUCUCCUCACCCAGACCAUACAAGUGGAAUUUUCUCAGUAAAAAGAACACUGUUCCCCCAAUCAUAAAAGAACAGGAUGAGGAAAUAAAAGACUUAGAAGCUAAACCAGAGCCAAGUCCAAGUCCAAGUAUUCUCAACGAUAUCGAGCAGUACAGACUAGAGGUUAAAUCAGAGAUAAAGAUGAUAGAAGAUAAAAUCUCAAACAUUGAAUCUCUUCUGAAGCUGGUCAUAAUCAAACUAGGAAUUGAUACACUACAGAGUAAUGAUACAGAGAUAGUUGAUAAAGAGAUACAAAAGAUUGAAACUGAGAUACAGAUUAUAGAUACGGAGAUACAGUGAUACAGAUAAGACUUAAGUGCUCAACUUUGAUAAAUACAAUUGUAACUAUAAAAAAAAUUAUAAAAUACAACAAAUACAUAGUUUAGAUUCACAAGAUACACGAGAAUACAGAAACAUAAUAUAGAAAUUCAAAUCCUAGAUACAGAAAAAACAUAGUAAGAGAAAAAAAUAGAGUAGAUACAGAAAUACAUGACCUAGAUAGUAGAUACAGAAUACUGAACCAUAAUACAGAAAUACCUGAACUACAAAGAAAAUACAUAGCCUUGAUACAGAAAUACAUAAUCUAAAAAGAAUUUACAAGGUUAAGGAACAGGAAUACAAACUUUUGGAUAUAUAUGUACAGUACCUUACAGAUCGUAAGUGAAUAUAAUUUUUGUACAUAACACAUGUUUUCACAUUUUAUGUACAAUCUAAACAUUUCACACAAAAGUAACUGUACAUGCAAAAUUAAUUUUGAUGUGCAUACAAAAAACCCAAUGAUAUCUUACUGUACAAUCAAAAUAACUUCAAUGUAAACAAAAAUAUGAACUGUACAACCAAAGAAAAAUACUGUACAUACACACAAAAUAGGUUAACACAAAACUGUACUGUAAAAGCAAGGUAAACUGUACCAUGUCUUUAAAACUGCAGUACAGUGUAAACACAAAGUAAAGGCUGUAUACGCUACCAAAAUACAAACAACAAUAUUAACAUUUGUUCACUUGUAUUCAAGAUAAUUGAUUCAUUUUGUUAAAAUAUAUAUUCGAGAAAA
Eurytemora carolleeae is the source of this 3550-nucleotide messenger RNA. Its product is annotated as potassium voltage-gated channel protein eag. Gene Ontology annotation, molecular function: voltage-gated potassium channel activity. Gene Ontology annotation, cellular component: membrane. Gene Ontology annotation, biological process: regulation of membrane potential; potassium ion transmembrane transport. Bases 157 to 2799 code for a protein of 880 amino acids. Lineage: Eukaryota; Metazoa; Arthropoda; Copepoda; Calanoida; Temoridae. The record is from RefSeq and is a predicted model, not a curated record. The transcript has 29 exons.